CGCUGGACGGCCAGGGGGAAAGCGAGGCCCGAGCCUCUGCAUCUAGGGUCAAAAUGGUCUCAAUCCCAGAAUACUAUGAAGUCAAGAAUGUUCUGCUCACUGGAGCUACUGGCUUCCUAGGAAAAGUGCUUCUGGAGAAGUUGCUGAGGUCUUGUCCAAAGGUGAAUUCAGUAUAUGUUUUGGUGAGGCAGAAAGCUGGGCAGACCCCUCAAGAACGAGUGGAAGAAAUCUUGAGUGACAAGCUGUUUGAUCGAUUGAGAGAUGAAAAUCCAGAUUUUACAGAGAAAAUAAUAGCAAUCAACAGUGAACUUAGUCAACCUAAACUGGCUCUUAGUGAGGAAGAUAAAGAGGUCAUCAUAGAUUCUACCAAUAUUAUAUUCCACUGUGCAGCCACUGUAAGGUUUAAUGAAAAUUUAAGAGAUGCUGUUCAGUUAAAUGUGAUUGUUACAAGACAGCUUAUUCUCCUUGCACAACAAAUGAAGAACUUGGAGGUGUUCAUGCAUGUAUCUACAGCAUAUGCCUACUGCAAUCGAAAACAUAUUGAUGAAGUGGUAUAUCCACCCCUUGUAGACCCCAAGAAGCUGAUUGAUUCUUUAGAGUGGAUGGAUGAUGGCCUAGUAAAUGAUAUCACACCAAAGUUGAUAGGAGAUAGAACUAAUACUUAUAUAUACAUGAAAGCGUUGGCAGAAUAUGUUGUACAACAAGAAGGAGCAAAGCUAAACGUGGUGAUUGUAAGGCCAUCGAUUGUGGGUGCCAGUUGGAAAGAACCUUUUCCAGGAUGGAUUGAUAACUUUAAUGGACCAAGUGGUCUCUUCAUUGCGGCAGGGAAAGGAAUUCUUUGAACAAUGCGUGCCUCCAACAAUGCCCUUGCAGAUCUUGUUCCUGUAGAUGUAGUUGUCAACACGAGUCUUGCGGCAGCCUGGUAUUCCGGAGUUAAUAGACCAAGAAACAUCAUGGUGUACAAUUGUACAACAGGCAGCACUAAUCCUUUCCACUGGGGCGAAGUUGAAUACCAUGUAAUUUCCACUUUCAAGAGGAAUCCUCUCGAACAGGCCUUCAGAUGGCCCAGUGUAAAUCUAACCUCCAAUCACCUUUUAUAUCAUUACGGGAUUGCUGUAAGCCACAAGGCCCCAGCAUUCCUGUAUGACAUCUACCUCAGGAUGACUGGAAGAAGCCCAAUGAUGAAAACAAUAACUCGUCUUCACAAAGCUAUGGUCUUUCUUGAAUAUUUCACAAGUAAUUCUUGGGUUUGGAAUACUGACAAUGUGAAUAUGUUAAUGAAUCAACUAAAUCCUGAAGACAAAAAGACCUUCAAUAUUGAUGUACGGCAAUUACAUUGGGCAGAGUAUAUAGAGAACUACUGCAUGGGAACUAAGAAAUAUGUACUGAAUGAAGAAAUGUCUGGCCUCCCUGCUGCUAGAAAGCAUCUCAACAAAUUGCGGAACAUACGUUAUGGCUUCAAUACUAUUCUUGUGAUUCUGAUCUGGCGCAUUUUUAUUGCAAGGUCACAAAUGGCAAGAAACAUCUGGUACUUUGUGGUUAGUCUGUGUUACAAGUUUCUGUCAUACUUCUGAGCUUCUAGCACUAUGAGAUACUGA
Messenger RNA from Lepus europaeus (European hare), 1598 nucleotides. RefSeq names its product fatty acyl-CoA reductase 1-like. The record is from RefSeq and is a predicted model, not a curated record. Gene Ontology annotation, biological process: long-chain fatty-acyl-CoA metabolic process. Gene Ontology annotation, molecular function: alcohol-forming very long-chain fatty acyl-CoA reductase (NADP+) activity. Gene Ontology annotation, cellular component: peroxisome. Lineage: Eukaryota; Metazoa; Chordata; Mammalia; Lagomorpha; Leporidae.